GCGUUCCUCUCAACCUCGCAAUUACACGUUUAUGGAAGUUACGCCAGACCAACCCUCUGCCUGAGGUGACGCUCUUGAGGGUAGGAACGUGUUCUUGUGACGGCUCAGUGUUCAGUCCUUGUGACGGCUCGGUGUUAAAUCCUUAUUACGGCUCAGUAAGUCCAUGUGACGGCUCAGUAAACCCUUGUGACGGCUCAGUAAAUCCUUGUGACGACUCAGUAAAUCCUUGUGACGGCUCGGUGUUAAAUUCUUAUUACGGCUCAGUAAGUCCAUGUGACGGCUCAGUAAAUCCUUGUGACGGCUCAGUAAAUCCUUGUGACGGUUCGGUGUUACAUUCUUAUUACAGCUCAGUAAGUCCAUGUGACGGCUCAGUAAAUCCAUGUGACGGCUCAGUAAAUCCAUGUGACGGCUCAGUAAAUCCUUGUGACGACUCAGUAAAUCCUUGUGACGGCUCGGUGUUAAAUUCUUAUUACGGCUCAGUAAGUCCAUGUGACGGCUCAGUAAGUCCAUGUGACGGCUCAGUAAGUCCAUGUGACGGCUCAGUAAAUCCUUAUGACGACUCAGUAAAACCUUGUGACGACUCAGUAAAUCCUUGUGACGGCUCGGUGUUAAAUCCUCAUUACGGCUCAGAAUAUUCCAAGUUCUACGAAUAUAUACAACAGGAAUAUUCCAAUUAUCCUAACUAUCACCGCCUGAACGAGCUGGACCAACAACAACAGUAUCAGCAAGCAACAGUGUACACAAUCCUGGCUACAAAUUGCCCCCCCCCCCAGUUGGCCAUCCGAGUCCAGCCACCCCACCCCCCACCAGUUGGCCAUCCGAGUCCAGCCACCCCACCCCCCACCAGUUGGCCAUUAGAGCCCAGCCCCCACCCAGUUGGCCAUCAGAGUCUAGCACCCUCCUCCCUCCCAGCUGGCCAUCAGAGUCCAGCCACCCCCCCUGCUGGGCCAUCAGAGUCCAGCCACCACUCCCCCAGCUGGGCCAUCAGAGUCCAGCCAACGCCCCCCAGUUGGCCAUUAGAGUCUAGCCCCACCCAGUUGGCCAUCAGAGUCCAGCCACCUCCCCAGUUGGCCAUCAGAGUCCAGCCCCCACCUGCUGGGCCAUCAGGAGUCCAGCCACCCCCCAGCUGGCCACAGAGCCCAGCCCCACCCAGUUGGCCAUCAGAGUCCAGCCACCUCCCCCAGUUGGCCAUCGUGAGUCCAGCCCCCACCCAGUUGGCCAUCAGAGUCCAGCCACCCCCCCAGUUAGGAGUCCAGCCUCACCCAGCUGGCCAUCAGGAGUCCAGCCACCUCCCCCCCAGUUGGCCAUCAGAGCCCAGCCCCCACCCAGCAGCCAUCAGAGUCCAGCCACCCAGUUGGCCAUUAGAGUCCAUCCCUCCCCCCAGUUGGCCAUCAGAGUCCAGUCCCUCACCCCCCUCCAAUGGCCUACGACAGAGGGCCAUAACUCCCCGAAAAUAA
Messenger RNA from Homarus americanus (American lobster), 1457 nucleotides. Its product is annotated as probable LIM domain-containing serine/threonine-protein kinase DDB_G0286997. The record is from RefSeq and is a predicted model, not a curated record. The annotation marks the transcript as partial. NCBI's taxonomy places the organism in Eukaryota, Metazoa, Arthropoda, Malacostraca, Decapoda, Nephropidae. The transcript is spliced from 3 exons.